Bombina bombina (fire-bellied toad) is the source of this 1740-nucleotide messenger RNA. RefSeq names its product plasma membrane ascorbate-dependent reductase CYBRD1. Lineage: Eukaryota; Metazoa; Chordata; Amphibia; Anura; Bombinatoridae. The coding region runs from base 56 to 901 and encodes 281 amino acids. The record is from RefSeq and is a predicted model, not a curated record. The transcript is spliced from 4 exons. Gene Ontology annotation, molecular function: oxidoreductase activity. Gene Ontology annotation, cellular component: lysosomal membrane.
ACUGUGCAGCCUGACACACACAGUUAUUUCACUUACAGACCAUGGGCUGCUGAAGAUGGAGGGUUAUAAAAGUUUUUUGUUUUUCCUUGUGUGUUCUUUGUUGCUCGGAUUUGUGGCUGUAAUCUUUUCUCUGGUCUGGGUUUUGCACUACAGAGAGGGUCUUGGCUGGGAUGGCGGAGCUGCAGAAUUCAAUUGGCAUCCUGUUUUAAUAACUACAGGGUUCAUCUUUAUCCAAGGCAUUGCUAUUAUAGUGUACAGGUUACCAUGGACCUGGAAAUGCAGCAAGCUGCUAAUGAAAUGCAUACAUGCUGGUCUACACCUUACUGCCUUGGUGCUGGCUAUAGUAGCACUAGUGGCUGUGUUUGAUUUCCACAAUGCCAAGAACAUCCCUAACAUGUACAGUCUACACAGCUGGGUUGGUCUGACUGUUGUAAUCUUAUUUUCUUUACAGCUUGUUUUGGGAAUCUUGGUCUUCUUACUUCCGUUUGCCUCUGCAAAUCUUAGAGCAGCACUGAUGCCAAUUCACGCAUACUCUGGGCUGCUCAUCUUUGGGACUGUGAUAGCAACAGCUCUUAUGGGAAUAACUGAGAAACUUAUUUUUGCAUUGAAAGAUCCAGCAUACAGCAAGCUUCCACCAGAGGCGAUCUUUGUGAACACUCUGGGAGUGCUUAUAUUUGUAUUUGGCGCUUUGGUGAUUUGGAUGACGACUCAGCCAGCUUGGAAGCGCCCCCCAGAACAAAAUUUAAAAACUCUGCGCCCUGAGGGAGGCACCCCAGAGGGCACAGAGGAUGGCUCCACAGACUACAGCAAUACUGAGAAGUCUGAUGUGGAACUAAACAGUGAAGCAGCAAGGAAAAGAAACCUGAAACUGGACGAUGCAGGUCAAAGGGCAACUAUGUAAAAACUGCAGAAUUUACAAAACCAUGGAAAUGAAUCAAUGACUCAUGGUUAAGUGUCACUACUUUCAAUUUGUCUCUCCACAUUUCUCCAAGAGGUUUCAUUCGCUUUAAAUUGGUACAGUGAUGUGGUUUCAAAAAGUCAUCAUGAGGGACUAGAGCAGAAAUCUUCAGUACAUUCACAACUUCAUAUUGCCAAGUCUAAUAAUAAACAAAAUGUCAUAUUGUACAACGCUUCCAAAAGAUAUUUUCUCUAGAGAAAAACUAUUAUUUUAAAAUUACUGUAAGUGUAUUCUCCUAUAGUGUCUGGUUUUAAUUCACAACAAAAUUGGACAUUUUAUUUUCUAUAUACCAUAUUUCCAUAAGUGCAUUGAACAUCUUGUUCACAAAAUAAAUACAUUACAGAGAAAUGUUAUUGUUGAUAUUACAUCAAUAUGGCUAUAUCCACUCUCUUCCUUUUCCCGGUUUUUAUAAUGCAUUUUACGGGACUUUAAACUCAACAUUUAAUAUCUCAGUAUAAAGUUUACAGUAAUUAAGGAAAAUAAAACUAAAUUGUAAAAGAUAUUCAUUAUAUAUUUUGCCUGAUUUUUGUUAGUAUUGACUGCAUUGUUUUGCAAAAAAGGGUCGGCAUCUAAACUUACAUUCUUGCUUUUCAAAUAAAGAUACCAAAAGAAUGAAGAACAUUUGAUAAUCUAAUGAAUCUAAUAAGGGAAGGGCAUGUAGCAGGGUUAGCAUUGAGAAAUCUGCAAUGUGUAUUUGCAGUUCUGAGAAUUAGAAAAUCAAUUUUCAUAACUAAAUUAAAUUUGGCAAAAUAAAAUAAAUAAAGUAUAUUGCAAAGUUGUUA